GGGCACUGGGUCAUCAGGCAUUGGAUCGUCUGGCUCGACAGCGGGCAUCGGGUCACCAGGCAUGACAGCGGGCACUGGGUCAUCAGGCAUUGGAUCGUCUGGCUCGACAGCGGGCAUCGGGUCACCAGGUAUGACAGCGGGCACUGGGUCAUCAGGCGUGAUAGGAUCAUCAGGCUGGAUCAGUUCAUCAGGCUGGGUACAGACAUCAGGCUGGGUAGAGACAUCAGGCUGAAGUGCGGGUGCCGAGGCACCAGGCUAAACCACGGAAGGCAGGUUCUCAGAUGGCAGGCUCACCGGUUUGGAUACUGGCAGGAUGGUACUGGUUGGAAAGAAUUUUUGCUUUUUUUCUGGUUUUAACUACUGG
Molecule: messenger RNA, 364 nt
Organism: Staurois parvus
Lineage: Eukaryota; Metazoa; Chordata; Amphibia; Anura; Ranidae
Source: the annotation of a GenBank genome assembly